Messenger RNA from Culex quinquefasciatus (southern house mosquito), 5733 nucleotides. RefSeq names its product MAP/microtubule affinity-regulating kinase 3. The record is from RefSeq and is a predicted model, not a curated record. Bases 948 to 4577 code for a protein of 1209 amino acids. Gene Ontology annotation, biological process: intracellular signal transduction; protein phosphorylation; microtubule cytoskeleton organization. Lineage: Eukaryota; Metazoa; Arthropoda; Insecta; Diptera; Culicidae. Gene Ontology annotation, molecular function: tau-protein kinase activity; ATP binding; protein serine/threonine kinase activity. The transcript is spliced from 18 exons. Gene Ontology annotation, cellular component: cytoplasm.
CGGAAUCCGCGGCAUUCUGCCCUCGGUAGGCCUUCGGAGUGGGCGAACCAAACGUACGCGCGCGAGACGGUCCGUAACGAAACGAAACUAUACUCUACAAGGAGGAGGAACCUGGCCUGGCUGUGUAACACGCGACGGUCAACGGAAUUUUUGUGGGAGCAGGUCGAGCGAGCGAACGAGCAGUGCUUCCCGUAGAGGCGUCCAGAAGUGCGUCCGCUAGGUCCGUGAUCCUCCGUGGAAAUAGUGCGUGGAGUGCGAGCGAGGUUAUGUAACAAACCCUACGACGGUAGCAGCAACGCGAAUCUCCGCCAAACGGUGUCAAUUUACAAGUUUUACCAAAUUUUUGAGUAGUUCGAGUAGUGUGGGUAGUGAGAGUUUUAUAUACCUGUGAGCGAUAUCUGUGAUCCCCGAACUUCCCGCAGGGAAGCGAGUUUUUUUUUUUUAAUUGAAACGAAGAAGAGCCAGCUUUAAUAACGAGCGAAGAUCAAACGAAUCAAGAAAUUCAGCUAGAGAAGCGGGCGAGCUGUUUAUUAUUCCAGUGUGGGCGCGGAUCACCUUGAUACGAAGAUCCAGCAGUGGAACCUAGAAGUGUGUGUAGUGGGGCACGAAAAAGCUUGAUAGCUCUGUGUUUGUUGGCAGAUCGUGUGCACGAUCGCGCGCGGGAUUAAGCUAAUUUACAAUCAUUCCCAACCCGGCGCGAGAGAUAUACUCGUCGCGAAGAAGUCGUCGAGUGCAAUUGUACGCGCAGAGGAAGCUCAGGUGUCGAAGUCGCUGUCGGAGUUGGCGUGAUUAAGUCAGCAAAUAUUUGCGUUUUCAGAGAGCUCGAGCUACACGGGGCAACACCAGCAUCAAGUCAAGGUCGCGGCAUGUGCCGAAGCAGCUAGUACGUCCCACGUGACCUCGCUUCCCCCCCUUCCCGGUGCCACGGGAAGCGGCGGAACUGUAGCAUGUACGAGGUGGCAACCCUCGCGGGCAACAAACUAGACGCGGCGUACGCCAUCAAGAGCUUGUCCAGUAUCAUGGGGCAGAUUUCGAGCACCCCGACGGGGACCAACAAUAACCACCACCACGCGGCGGUCGGGCGAAACGGGAAGAAGAUCUACCACCGGCACUCGUCGGUGCAGCCGGCGCUGGCAAACAUCAAACUGCUCAAGAAGGAGAACUCGUUCAGCGGGAAGGAGCACCACAUCAAGGAUCCGCUGCACAAGGCUCGGACGGAGAGUAAAAACAUCGAUCAGCUGUUGCUGAGCAACGGGGCGGCGGCCCCGCCCGUCAGUACCGCGACCACGCUGAGUAACGACCUGAACCUCAGCCGGGACGGAACCAAAGACUCCUGUGCCGUGUUCAGCUCGACGAGCAGCAAAGAGUUCUUCAAAUCGGGCGAAGCCUACCACAAGACUGACGGUUGUUACUACAAAACGUUGGACAACGGUUACCACAAGUUACCUUCCGAUUCGUACCACAAGAUGACCGAGGGGUGCUACGUCAAGCUGCCCGACGGCAGCUUCCGAAGGUUAGACGACAAGGUACACUCCCUAGAUGCCAACACCGUGCUCGGCGCUUCCACCGGCGAGAAACGGUCCACCGGAUCCGCAGCGGAUCACUCCACCACCGGCCGGAACGACGACUCCGGCGUCCAGUACCGGGUCAAGAACCCGAUGAUGAAGUUUCUCAAGCGCUCCAAGUCCCACACCCCCGCCACGAUAGCCCAGCUCCAGAAGGAGAAGGAAAAGAACCGACUCAGUACAAUCCAAUCGCCGGCCGUGGACGCUGGUCGUCCGCCCGUAUCCCACCAGCAACAGCAGCAGGUUCUGCCGUCGCACCAGCAUCACCACUCGCACCAUCACCAGCAGGACGGCGCCGCACCAGCGACGAAAUCAUCCCAGCAUUCCAGCAGCAGUAGUCAUAGUCAGCAGCCGGCGCCGAACCAGAACCGUCGCGUCAUGGUCACCAUGAUCGACGGCGGGCUGCCGGUGGUCGCCAAAAGCAAACCCAUCCACGAUAAACCAAAAAGUGCCAAAGCCCGCGCCCAGGAUGCCAGUAGAGAUAAGGGUUCACCAAAUAUGCAGAUGCGCGGUACGGGCGCCCGGUGGCGGCCGGCCGAGGAGCACAUCGGCAAGUACAAACUGCUGAAGACGAUCGGCAAGGGCAACUUCGCGAAGGUGAAGCUGGCGAAGCACGUGCCCACCUCGAAGGAGGUCGCGAUCAAGAUCAUCGACAAGACGCAGCUGAACGCGUCCUCGCUGCAGAAGCUGUACCGGGAGGUUCGGAUAAUGAAGCUGCUGGACCACCCGAACAUCGUCAAGCUGUUCCAGGUGAUCGAGACGGAGAAGACGCUGUAUCUGGUGAUGGAGUACGCGUCCGGCGGCGAGGUGUUCGACUACCUGGUGCUGCAUGGCCGGAUGAAGGAAAAGGAGGCUCGGGCCAAGUUCCGCCAGAUCGUAUCCGCCGUCCAGUACUGCCACCAGAAGCGAAUCAUCCACAGAGAUUUAAAAGCGGAGAACCUGCUGCUCGACAGCGAGAUGAACAUCAAGAUUGCCGACUUUGGCUUCUCGAACCAGUUCACGCCCGGCUCGAAGCUGGACACGUUCUGCGGGUCGCCGCCGUACGCCGCCCCCGAGCUGUUCCAGGGCCGCAAGUACGACGGGCCCGAGGUGGACGUGUGGUCCCUCGGCGUCAUCCUGUACACGCUCGUCAGCGGGUCGCUCCCGUUCGACGGGGCCACGCUGCGGGAGCUGAGGGAGCGCGUGCUGCGGGGAAAGUACAGAAUUCCCUUCUACAUGUCGACAGACUGCGAGAACCUGCUGAAGAAGUUCCUCGUCCUCAACCCGGCCAAGCGGGCCAGCCUCGAGUCCAUCAUGAAGGACAAGUGGAUGAACAUGGGCUACGAGGAAGACGAGCUGACGCCCUUCACCGAACCUAAGCCCGAUCUGAAGGAUCAGAAGCGGAUAGGUAAGACGGAAGCGCUAGUCGCGAUGGGCUACAAUAGGCAAGACAUAGAAGAAUCAUUGACAUUCACCCGAUACGAUGAUGUAUUCGCCACUUAUCUACUUCUCGGAAGAAAGAGCACGGACCCGGAGUCCGACGGGUCCCGGUCCGGGUCGUCACUGUCGCUACGUAAUAUCGCCGGCAACGAGGGCGCCACGGCCGGCAACUCGCAGGUGCAGAGCCCGACGCACCGCGGAGUCCACCGGAGUAUAUCGGCGUCCAGUACAAAACCGAGCCGGCGGGCAUCGAGUGGGGGUGAAACCUUACAGAUCUUCCAACGCUUCAUUGCAGGCGUCGGACCGGCGGCAGCGGUUGCGGCCGCGGCGGCAGCAGCAGCCGGCGGUGGGGCCGGCGUCGUCGGGGGAACCGGCGGAACCGCCGGCACCGGGUCCGCCUCGAGCGGUGGUGCCGGUGGGGCGGCCGGCAACGGAACCACCGGAACGGCUGGAGCGGGCAGCGGUGGUGGAGGCGGCGGCGGCGGAGGCACUUCCAACAGCACGACCGCCAGCAGCAACAACCACAGCAGCUCGGGCACCAGCAGCGGCACGUCGGAGCGGGCGUCAGUUAGCAGUAAUUUCAAGCGACAGAACACUAUAGACUCAGCCACCAUCAAGGAGAACACGGCCAGACUAGCCGCACAAAACCAGAGGCCGGCGUCGAGCAUAACCAAACCGAUCACCUCGGCGGAUAACUCAUCGAUCUCCAGCCCGGCGAAGCCCCGUACCACCAGUACGACCAGCGGCAAGUUCGACCCGAGCAACGGCUCGCGGACGGUGGGCCCGAGCGCCGGCCUGAUGCCGCGCCGGUCCACCACGCUGUACGAGAAGACCUCGUCCACGGAAAAGACAAACUCCACCACGGACUCGACCUUCAUUGGUCCGAUACCGGAAUUUACCCGCGGCAGCUCGGCCGGCGCCGGCAGUGGCAAAGGUCACGUGAAGAGUGCGUCCGUCUCGAGCCCGGGACCGUCGGCCGACAGUAGUGCCAACAGCGCCGCCACAACCGAUCCCCUCCGUCAAAGUCUUACACCAGCCGUUAAUUCUUCCAGACAACCGGUUGCAUUUCCCAGGAAUGUUCCAUCGCGAUCGACUUUCCACUCGGGCCAAACCAGAUCCAGAAACAGUACGGCAUACUCCGGAGCGGGAGGCAACGUCGGCGACUCGCCACACACUGGCAAGACUUUCCUACAAAGACUUACUACCAGAUUCAGCAAACGGCCCAACGAAGGCCAACCAAAUACUUCAUCAAAUAGCAGUGGCUCGACCGGCGUCGGCGAGGAACCGGUGAAGCCCCGGGUGCUCCGGUUCACCUGGUCCAUGAAGACGACGUCGCCGCGGCUGCCGGACGAGAUCAUGGCCGAGAUACGGUCCGUGCUGGACAAGAACAAUUGUGAUUACGAACAGCGGGAGAGGUUCGUGCUGCUGUGCGUGCACGGUGACCCGAACACGGACUCGCUCGUCCAGUGGGAAAUCGAGGUCUGCAAGCUGCCCCGCCUGUCGCUGAACGGAGUGCGGUUCAAGAGAAUAUCGGGCACCAGCAUCGGCUUCAAGAACAUUGCCUCGAAGAUCGCGUACGAUCUACGCCUGUGACUCGAUACAAAAUCGGAGGAGUACCACUCGGUCGGUAGCGAUGGUGGCGGCGACGACGGCCCGGACGAUAGCGACCGAGGGGGUGGUGGAGAAGGCGAUGGCGGUAGCGGAAGUGGCAGCGGUGGCGACGAAAACGUAAGUUCCCCACGAGGUGACGGCGGUGGGGAAACGCAGCGGAAAAACAGUGGUGGCGACGACGGCGAGCGGAAAGGUUCCGCGGGCGAUUCUAGUACUACAAAAACGAUGAUGAUUGGCCACGCCCACCAGCAGCAGCAGCAGCAGUACUACUACUAUCAACAGCCGGAAAAGUUUAAAUUUGGCAAUCGAGAGGGCGCGGGAGGCGGCGGCGGCGGCGGUGGCGAAAAGGUUGCAUAUAACAGUAUAUUCACCUCGCUGCUGAGAACCACCACGCUGUAAAUAAGGUGAGCUAUAUGUCGUGAUUGUGAAGGAGGGAAACAUUUAGAACUAAUCUAAAGAUUAGAGCAGAAAUAUUGAAAAAGAAUGUUCUUUUUUACAACAGUUAGAGUAACUUUAAAAACAUCCAAACAUCCAGUAAAUGAUAGUAUUUCCAUCGUCGUUGAAGACUAACCAAAUAACACAGACUUAGAGAGAAAGAGCUAAAAUAUUAGUGGCGAAAACCAUGGUCUUCAGUUUCCUCACGUCGUCGUCGUCGUUGGUGAAUCCAUUCGUUUUAGGCAGCCACACAGUUUUACUCGAAUCCAGUAGGGCACUGUUUUGUAGCGCAAUCCUCUAUUGUUUGUAGCAAAACGAGCGAAAGAGAUUUAAAAUAUUCGCGUCUAAACAAAACAAAAUAGAACAUGUUAAUUGCACAGUACAGUUUUAAAUGUCAGAACUAAAACACACUCAAACACACCUGAAUAAAGUAAUAUAACACACACACACUCAUGCGGCUCAUCACACGAACAAAAAAAAUGCCUUUCAACCGACCACCUCAGACCACGCCCACGUUUCAUUUCACACAAAUCUUUCUCUCACGUACACUUUGUGGAAAAAAAAGUAAUAACAAACAAGACUAACAAAUCCAACCACGUGCGCUCCCAUAUUUUCGUCAACAACCUAGGAAAAUAUUAAACAAACAAACGAAAACGACUGAUUUUAUUGGUGAGUUUACCACACUAACAACAAACAAACAAAA